This is a messenger RNA of Perognathus longimembris pacificus (Pacific pocket mouse), 3459 nucleotides long. RefSeq names its product Janus kinase 3 (gene Jak3). NCBI's taxonomy places the organism in Eukaryota, Metazoa, Chordata, Mammalia, Rodentia, Heteromyidae. The coding region runs from base 87 to 3425 and encodes 1112 amino acids. Gene Ontology annotation, biological process: hemopoiesis; cytokine-mediated signaling pathway; intracellular signal transduction. The record is from RefSeq and is a predicted model, not a curated record. Gene Ontology annotation, cellular component: cytoskeleton; membrane; cytosol. Gene Ontology annotation, molecular function: ATP binding; cytokine receptor binding; non-membrane spanning protein tyrosine kinase activity. The transcript has 24 exons.
GCGCCUGCGGGACUUCCCGCCUGCCUCUGGCUUCCUGUUCUUCCUCCAGCACAUCCAGCACGCCCACCUCCAGGUGGCUUGUCCUCAUGGCACCUCCGAGCGAGGAGACCCCCCUGAUCCCCCAGCGCUCCUGCAGUCUGUCAUCCUCAGAGGCUGGCGUCUUGCAUGUGCUGCUCCCUGCUCGGGGUCCCGGGCCUCCUCAGCGCCUGUCCUUUUCCUUUGGGGAACUAUCAGCUGAGGAACUGUGCGUGCAGGCUGCCAAGGCCAGUGGCAUCCUUCCCGUGUACCAUCCACUCUUUGCUCUGGCCACCGAGGACCUCACCCAUUGGUUUCCCCCAAGCCACAUCUUCUCUGUGGAGGACGCAGGCACCCAAGUCUUGGUCUACAGGCUGCGCUUCCAUUUCCCCAAUUGGUUCGGGCUGGAAAAAUGUCACCGCUUUGGGCUGCACAAGGACUUGACCAGCGCCAUCUUUGACCUGCCUGUUCUGGAACACCUCUUUGCCCAGCACCGAGGGGACCUCCUUGCUGGGCGCCUGGCGGUGGGCCUGGGCCUCGAGGAGCAGGACAGGUGCCUUAGCCUGGCAGUGCUGGACCUGGCCCAGAUGUGCCUCGAGCGGGCGCAGCGGCCCCGGGAGCUGCUGAGGACCGUGAGCUACAAGGCCUGCCUGCCGCCUGUUCUGCGCGACCUCAUCCAGGGCCUCAGCUUCGUCACCCGAAAGCGCCUCCGCAGGACCGUGCGCCGCGCGCUGCGCCGCGUGGCCUCCAGCCAGGCCGACCGUCACUCGCUCAUGGCCAAGUAUGUCAUGGACCUGGAGCGGCUGGACCCGGAGCGGCACGCCGAGACCUUCCGCGUGGGCCUACCCGAGGCCACGGGGAGUCAGGACGGGAGGGGGCUGCUGCGGGUGGCCGGCGGCAGCGGCAUAGCCUGGAGCGCGGGCGAAUCCCAGGUCUUCCAACCCUUCUGUGACUUCCCGGAGGUGGUGGACAUCAGCAUAAAGCAGGCGCCCCGAGCGGGUCCAGCCGGGGAGCACCGCCUGGUGACCCUCACCAGGACGGACAAGCAGAUCCUGGAGGCUGAGUUCCCAGGGCUGCCCGAGGCGCUGUCCUUUGUGGCCCUGGUGGAUGGCUACUUCCGCCUCACCUGUGACCCGAGCCACUUCUUCUGCAAGGAGGCGGCCCCGCCGCGGCUGCUGGAGGAGGUGGCGGUGCGCUGCUGGGGCCCCAUCACGCUGGAUUUUGCCAUCCACAAACUAAAAACCGAGGGGUCCCUGCCUGGCUCCUAUGUUCUCCGCCGCAGCCCCCAGAUCUUUGACAGCUUCCUCCUCACCGUCUGUGUCCAGACUCCCCUCGGCCCUGCUUACAAGGGCUGCCUGAUCCGGCGGGACCCCACGGGGACCUUCUCCCUGGUUGGCCUCAGCCGGCCUCACAAGAGCCUUCAAGAACUUGUGGCAGCAUGCAGGGAUGGGGGGCUGCAUAUAGAUGGGGUCACGCUGAGCCUCACCACAUGCUGCACCCCCAGACCCAAAGAAAAGUCCAAUCUGGUCGUGGUGCGGAGCAGGUGCAGCCUGUCCUCGCCGGCCCCCACCUCACACCAGUCCCCAUGCAAGCUGGGCCCCAUGACGUUCCACACCAUCCCUGCUGACAGCCUGCUGUGGAAGGAGAACCUGGGCCACGGAUCCUUCACCAAGAUCUACAGGGGCCUUCGCCGCGAGGCCGUGGACGGCGAGGCCCGCGAGACUGAGGUGCUGCUGAAGGUGAUGGAUGCCAAGCACAGGCACUGCAUGGAGUCCUUCCUGGAAGCAGCCAGCCUGAUGAGCCAGGUCUCCUACCCACAUCUGGUGCUGCUCCACGGAGUGUGCAUGACUGGAGACAGCACCAUGGUGCAGGAAUUUGUUCACCUUGGAGCCAUAGACACGUAUCUGCUCAAGCAUGGCCAUCUGCUGCCCGCCAGCUGGAAGCUGCAGGUGAUCAAACAACUAGCCUAUGCCCUCAACUACCUGGAGGACAAAGGGCUCCCUCAUGGCAACGUGUCUGCACGGAAGGUGUUGCUGGCUCGGGAGGGGGCUGACGGGAGUCCCCCUUUCAUCAAGCUGAGCGACCCUGGAGUCAGCCCCACAGUGCUCAGCCUGGAAAUGCUCACAGACAGGAUCCCCUGGGUGGCCCCAGAAUGCCUGCAGUGUCCCCGGGAGGCGCAGGCUCUGGGCCUGGAAGUGGACAAGUGGGGCUUCGGUGCAACAGCCUGGGAGGUGUUCAAUGGAGGCCCGAUGCCCAUCAGCACCCUGGACCCCACUGAGAAACUCUGGUUCUAUGAGCAGCGGCAGCAGCUGCCACCACCCAAGUGGACAGAGCUGGCCUCACUGAUCCAGGACUGCAUGGCCUACGAGCCAGGCCAGCGGCCCUCCUUCCGGGCCAUUAUCCGGGACCUCAACAGCCUCAUCACCUCAGACUAUGAGCUGCUCUCAGAUCCGAUACCCAGUGCCCUUGAGCCUCGAGAUGGCCUUUGGAGUAGUGCCCAGCGCUAUGGCUGCCAGGACCCCACGAUCUUCGAGGAAAGGCACCUCAAAUACAUCUCACAGCUGGGCAAGGGCAACUUUGGCAGCGUGGAGCUGUGCCGCUAUGACCCCCUCGGAGACAACACGGGCGCCCUGGUGGCUGUGAAGCAGCUGCAGCACAGCGGGCCCGACCAGCAGAGGGACUUCCAGCGGGAGAUCCAGAUUCUUAAAGCCAUGCAUUGCGACUUCAUCGUCAAGUACCGCGGUGUCAGCUACGGCCCAGGUCGCCAGAGCCUGCGUCUGGUCAUGGAGUACCUGCCCAGUGGCUGCCUGCGUGACUUCCUGCGCCGCCACCGCGCGCGCCUGGAUGCCAGCCGCCUCCUGCUCUACGCCUCCCAGAUCUGCAAGGGCAUGGAGUACCUGGGCUCCCGCCGCUGUGUGCACCGUGACCUGGCGGCGCGCAACAUCCUGGUGGAGAGCGAGGCGCACGUGAAGAUCGCCGACUUCGGCCUCGCCAAGCUGCUGCCGCUCGACAAAGAAUACUACGUGGUCCGCGAGCCAGGCCAGAGCCCCAUCUUCUGGUAUGCCCCCGAGUCCCUAGCGGACAAUGUUUUCUCGCGCCAGUCUGACGUCUGGAGUUUCGGGGUCCUGCUGUAUGAGCUGUUCACCUAUGGUGACAAAAACUGCAGCCCCUCAGCUGAGUUCCUGCACAUGAUGGGUUGCGAGGGCGAUGCCCCUGCCCUCUGCCACCUCCUGGACCUGCUGGCCCAGGGCUACAGGCUGCCUGCACCCCCUGCCUGCCCUUCCCAGGUCCACGAGCUCAUGAGGCUGUGCUGGGCCUCCAGCCCGCAGGAGCGGCCGAGCUUCCACACCCUGGGACCCCGGCUAGAUGCGCUGUGGAGCGGGGGGGGGGGGGGGGGGGCCCGGGGAUGAGGUGACUGUGCGGCCCCUGCGGCUCAGCCCUGGG